Molecule: messenger RNA, 1289 nt
Organism: Sesamum indicum (sesame)
Lineage: Eukaryota; Viridiplantae; Streptophyta; Magnoliopsida; Lamiales; Pedaliaceae
Product: mitochondrial outer membrane protein porin of 34 kDa
Biological process (GO): monoatomic anion transmembrane transport
Cellular component (GO): mitochondrial outer membrane
Molecular function (GO): voltage-gated monoatomic anion channel activity
Source: RefSeq, a predicted model, not a curated record
CCCCCUGCACUGUUUAAAUCUUAUUGCUGCCCCGAAAUUUACAAGUUCCAUCUUUUGUCUAUCAAUUUUCUCCGUGAGUUUUUGAAUUUUUGAGCUUUAGGUGCAGAAAUUAUGGGGAAGGGUCCAGGUCUCUACUCUGAUAUAGGAAAAAGAGCUCGAGAUCUGUUAUACAAGGAUUACAACAGCGACCAGAAGUUUACACUCACCACCUACUCUCCCACUGGAGUUACCCUCACUUCAUCGGGAACAAAGAAAGGUGACCUAUUUUUGGCCGAUGUUAACACUCAAUUGAAGCACAAGAAUAUCACCACUGAUAUUAAAGUUGACACAAACUCGAAUGUACGCCUUGCCAUGUCCUCACCUUCGCUGCACACCACUGUUACAGUUGAUGAGCCUACGCCUGGACUAAAGACAAUAUUAAGCUUCAGAGUUCCUGAUCAAAGGUCUGGAAAGUUGGAACUUCAAUACUUGCACGACUAUGCGGGGAUAAGCUCAAAUGUUGGGUUGACUGCUAAUCCCAUAGUGAACUUUUCUGGCGUUGUGGGAAACAAUAAGGUUGCUCUGGGGAGUGAUGUCUCUUUUGACACUAAGGAAGGAGCAUUUGUCAAAUGCAACUUUGGAGCAAGCUUCACAAAUGCUGAUCUUAUUGCUGCUUUGACGCUGAAUGACAAGGGUGACACAUUGAGUGCAUCAUACUACCAUAUAGUGAGCCCAUUGACCAACACCGCUGUUGGUGCGGAGGUGACCCAUAGCUUCUCAACUAAUGAGAAUACGAUCACCGUCGGAACUCAGCAUGCGUUGGACCCAUUGACCUCUGUGAAAGCACGGGUGAACAAUUUCGGCAAGGCAAAUGCUCUGAUCCAGCAUGAAUGGCGUCCAAAGUCGCUCAUCACUGUCUCAACUGAAGUGGACACCAAAUCUAUUGACAAGAGUGCCAAAUUUGGAUUCGCCUUGGCUCUCAAGCCAUGAGGGGACUAUUCUUGUUUGUUAUGGUUUUGAACAGGGAGUGUGUUCACAUUUUGGUGCGGGGUCUUCUGGCAGCAUGUGCUUGUAGGAACCAUUCGGUGGGUUAUUGAACCUGAUUUUCUAGUUCUCUUCUUCUCAUUUACCCGUUCCUGUUGGUGUCAGCUUCAAGCCUGAAAUUUUGUACAAUCAGGGUUGCUCUCUCCAAGAUUUUCUGGUUUCUAAGGCUGUAGUCUUCUCGAAAGAAUGUCUUAUCAUAGAACUAGUUUCCAUUUGACAAGAUACAUCGUUGGAAUAAACUUCAUAUAAAAGUUUAUUUUAUUCAA